GAUGGCUUCCUACGAGGUCAAAUUUCAACAUAGUUUAUUCAAUACGCAAUGAUGCCGCGAAAACUAGAUUAUACAGGAUAACAAUAUCUCAGCAUCCUCGGUUAGUUUCAUCAUGUUUCAAAGACAGAGAAACUGGUGGACCGAAGUUAUUUGGAAGCCAAAAAAAGCCCACUCCUUGGAGCAAUUGAGAUAUCACCACUAUAUUCUUAUGAAAAAUGCUGUCGUCACAGAUCAGAAUCGUUCCUUGCUGGUUGAGACAUUUCGUUCAAUUGCAGAGAUACUCAUCUGGGGUGAUCAAAAUGACAGCACAGUUUUUGAUUUCUUCUUGGAGAAAAACAUGCUUUUCUUCUUCCUGAAAAUCCUAAAUCAGAAUCCCGGAGCCUAUGUUUGUGUCCAGCUCUUGCAGACAUUGAACAUCCUCUUUGAAAAUAUCCGUCAUGAAACAUCGCUUUAUUACUUAUUAUCCAAUAAUCACGUCAACUCAAUCAUCAUUCACAAAUUUGACUUCACAAAUGAAGAGAUCCUGGCAUAUUACAUUUCCUUCCUGAAGACUCUCUCCCUAAAGCUCAACCUUCACGUCAUUAACUUCUUCUUCAAUGAGAGAAAGAGCGAUUUCGCGCUUUAUACCGAAGCAUUAAAGUUUUUUGACCACAAAGAGAACAUGGUUCGCAUUGCCGUUAGGACAUUGACAUUGAACGUCUUUCGAGUGAGCGACAAAGCGAUGCUAAAUUUCAUUGUGAACAAAACGGCAGAUGCGUAUUUUUGCAACCUAAUCUGGUACAUUGGUAAUCAUGCGAUGGAAUUAGACAGAUGCUCUGUGAAAGAGUCUGACCAUUUGCACUGCGGACGAUUGAAAGAUCUUGUGGCUGACCAUCUGGACCACCUCCAUUACAUCAACGAUAUCUUGUGUUUGAAUAUUUUGGAACUGAACGAAAUACUGACCGAAUAUCUACUGGAUAGAUUGAUCAUCCCUCUCUACCUAUAUUCACUGGUGGCUGAUGAAGAUGCCCCACUGCAAUGUAAACCACAAGUUGGCAAACUCUUCGCUCUUUACCUUCUUUCACAAAUACUUCUCAUAAUCAAGCACCCUCCACUGGUGUCUACCCUGACUGAUGUUAUCCUACAAGGAGAAGAAAUAAAUAUGGACAGUUCACCAAGUCAUUCACCACUCAGUGCGCGCAAGAGUGGUGUUUCAACUGGUCUACGCGUUUUCGCUGCUCCCGAGUCAAGUUUGGAGCAAGCGUUGUUGGCUUGUGGUAUUAACAGCGAAGGUUACACAAUUACAAAUAGAUUGAAUGAACUUGCGAGACAACGAUCAAGACAUGUCGCAAAUUCCAAAUUUUACACAAAAGGUGGAAAUAGUGAGAAAAAAUGGCGUCCUGACGAAGCGAGACAAAGAGCACGACGGGAAGAAGGUAAUAAAAAUGACGUCACCGUUUCCGAAAGUGUCGCCAGCCCAUCUGAAAAUGACGUGAACGGUCGUGGGUCGCCGAAAGGAAAUUUAAGUGACUCUCGUGAAGUAUCCAUGGGUGAUACACCGCUCGGCCAGGUGACCGGCGAUGAUGACGAUGGUGAUGGCUUAAUGAUAAAUAGCAGCAAUGAAGCAUCGAACGAAGUUAAAGGUUUUACGACGGAGGAGUCAGCCAUUCCCAACAGAGUGAAAGUCUCAGAUGUAGCACCACCACUGGCAAAAAGCUUUCUUGUGAGGCCUGUGGAUUUUCAACCAGACAGGACUUACGUUGAAACUUUAAUCAAAUCUCUGGAUUGUUCACGUGACGACCGCGAAGCAUUGUUUACACUGUGUCUGUUUCACUCUCUUAUCAAAAACCCAGGUGUUGAUCCAGAUCUCUUGAGAUCCUUCGGCCUGUUUCCCAGUCAGCAAUCAGAGCAUUAUAAUGAUGAUCUUAUUCAAGCUUUGAUUAAAAUCAUGGAACAGGCAUCAAAACACGUGAAUAAAGUACGUUUGGUUACUCUACAAAUGGGGAUUAUUUUACUCAAACAAUUAGUUUACAAUGGUCACCCUGGAGAAACUGUUUUAAAAGACUUUCAUCUUGCCUUGCUUGAGAACGUUCGUGAGUCUUGUACACUGGAACUUCGAAAUUACUACAAGGGAGAUGAUGUAUUUCUUGACAUGUUUGAAGCGGAGUAUAGACAAAUGAAGGUGAAACCAUUAAACGUGGAGCAUUUAAUGAUGGACGCCUCGUUACUCCUGCCAGUGACUGCAACGCCUUUGACUGGAAUCGAGUUUUCCAAGCGCUUGGCUUGUGGCGAGGUGGAACACACUCAGAGAGCUGUCCGUGUUUUCCUCAUGGUUCGCGAGUUAAGUUUGACAGUUCGCAGAGAACCCGAACGACAAUUACCUCUCUCAAAAGUUGAAUACUCUGUCAAGGAAAGUGAAGUCUUAGAUCUAAAUAACAGCGAUCUUAUAUCCUGUACUGUUGUGGAUGAAAAUAGAACUUUGCGGCGUUUUCUGGUGAUCGAUGAAGCACAGUUUAUUUUGGUUGAGCCCGACACGACGAGGCUUGGUUGGGGAGUGGUCAAAUUUGUUGCUUUAUUGCAGGACGUGGAAAUCUCUCCCGACAAAGACGACAGUCGAUCAUUAUUUAUAACGAUCCAUGAACCGUUUGCGAGGUCCACGCGUGGCCCACGAAGGCCAUUGUUGACGGCAAAGUUUAUGUUCGAUGAUUACAUCCGCUGCAUGUCUGCAAAACAGCGUCUGCAUCGCAGGCGAACAUCAUUACGUCAUAUUAAAUUACAACGUAUUGCUCAACUUUUGGAACUUCCAAUCAUGGCUGGCCCAGCUCAGCAAUUCUUCUCUAUGACUCCUCCGUCUUUUUCUCAACCAAGUAUUGCUAGUCCGCAAGGUUUCAGGAGUCGCCCGGGGGGCGCAGUUGCUGUCUCGGAUGUAACCUCAAAUUCGGAAGAGAAAACAAUAGAUGAGCCUUUAAACACUGCUGUGUCAACGAACACUGACAUGGAGGAUGAGAGCCAUCGUAUGGCAGCCCCAGAAUCAUGCCUACACCCGUCUCAGACCGCUGGGGACCAAGCUCGCACUCUCGCUAGCGUCCUUGACAUCUCUGACCAGCGGAAUACUCCAGAAUCUGAUGAUGUAAUUGAACUUGCUUCGGAUGUCCUUGAUGCUUCUUCGUCGGAUGACGCAAUGUCGUCGCAACAAUGUGACGCCGCAAUGGCUGAUAGGAAAUGCCCAUCUGCGCCCGCGACACCAAGAGGACAGCGGCGUUUUGGUAACUCAGAAUUUCAUAUCAUAGAGUGGAGAGUUUCCGAUUUGAACAGAAAUAAUUCCAUGUCAGAACCGUCGCUGUUAUUACAGCACAAUGAUUUAACGUCUAGUGGAGACAGUAUAAGGCCGUAGAUUAAAUGAAUCAAAUACAAAACUAUGAAAUAUAUAUUUAUUCAAACCGAACAAAAUUAUUACAAGGAAUACUUUUAUAUAUAGUUUUGAAAGAUAGAGUAUUUUACAACACUUGCAUUCUUGACUGGUAAUCCAGUCUCCAGAAUACACCAGUCACUAAUAUAACCCUAAACCUUUUUAAUCCAAUUCAGUUUAAAAAUAUGAUAACUGAAAAAAAUGUAGCUAACGUCAGCAAGACAGCAACAUCAAUCACUACAAUUCUAACAUUCAGCAAAAGCCGAAAAUCUGCAAAAAAAUGUUGCGUGUAAAUAAUGGCACCUAAAUAUCGACCCCAAACCUGAUCUAUUAAUACACCGGAUAUAGCAACUAUACCUAUUAAAAAGUAGUUUGAAUUAAUGAAUUGUUAUAUCCAGUGUUUUAUAAGAUCAUUGAUUUUAGUCUAUUGUAACUAUUAUUUUACGGAUUUGGGUUUCGGUUUCAAAAUUUGGUGUAUUCUCGACAUAAAUUUCUAAAAUCAGUCA
Molecule: messenger RNA, 3894 nt
Organism: Dendronephthya gigantea
Lineage: Eukaryota; Metazoa; Cnidaria; Anthozoa; Malacalcyonacea; Nephtheidae
Product: protein CLEC16A-like
Exons: 26
Coding region: 113-3373 (1086 amino acids)
Biological process (GO): endosomal transport; regulation of autophagosome maturation; endosome to lysosome transport
Cellular component (GO): late endosome; endolysosome membrane
Source: RefSeq, a predicted model, not a curated record